Molecule: messenger RNA, 1431 nt
Organism: Ostrinia furnacalis (Asian corn borer)
Lineage: Eukaryota; Metazoa; Arthropoda; Insecta; Lepidoptera; Crambidae
Product: trypsin-7
Exons: 8
Coding region: 1-1146 (381 amino acids)
Biological process (GO): proteolysis
Molecular function (GO): serine-type endopeptidase activity
Source: RefSeq, a predicted model, not a curated record
AUGGAGAAGAAAUUAGACAAGGACCCAGCACUGAAGACUUCAUAUGAAGAACUCACCGGAGAAGAGAAGAAUCCCCAAGUUGUUGCCACAUUGAAGGUCAUACCACAAGUCACUCCGGACCCGAAGAGAUUCUCCGACUGGACUCGACUGCUACGCAGUACAGCGCGCAUAUUCCAGUUCAUCGACCUGCUAAGAGAAACUUUUUAUGACGUAAGACUAAAUCGACGGAGUUUGUACACGAGGGAGUGGCAGUACGAGGGUCUCCCUAUAGAGUUUCCAAACAGGCGUUCAGUUCAGAAAGUGGCGACAUAUGAUGAAACUACAACAACAACAGCGAACCCUCCCAUCGACCCUCGCUACCGCCGCGUGUACAACCCAGACGAGGUGGCGUCCGUGGUGGACCACCCGUUCAUGGCGGCUCUUCUGGUGAACAAGCAGCUGUGGUGCGGCGCCGUCAUCAUCGACAGAGACACUGUGCUGACCGCUGCCCACUGCUUGCAGCUGCAAUACAACAACAGAUUCUUCCGGGAAUACGUCAAGAUGCUUUCAGUCCGGGUGGGCUCCACCAACGCCACAGCUGGAGGAGAGGUCCUGAGGGUGGUGGAGAUCUUCUUCCACCCCAACUACAAGCCCCAGACCCUGGAGUUCAACUUCGCAGUGGUGAAGCUCCAUAAGAACAUGACGUUUGGGAGACACGAUCUGAUCGCUGAUAUGGUGCCGUAUUCCAAAAUCAAAGUCGUUCCCGUCGAUAAUGUGAUCACAUUUCUGGGAUGGGGAUCAGUAUUGGUUCACGGUGGGAACGGUGGAUCAGUCCUGUUACAGAAAGUAGAACUGCCAGUGUACGACCUAGCCGAUUGCCAGGAAGUUUACGGAAGGAAUCUAGUAUCAAGAAACAACUUCUGCGCUGGCUACAUUACAAUACCUAAAAACGUGUGCAACCACGACGCAGGCGGUCCAGCCAUAAUGGACGGUCAGCUGGUGGGCAUUCUCUCGUUCUCCUCCAAGCGCUGCGACCAGCCCGACCACCCUGCGGUGUUCUCUACCGUCGGCGUCAUCGCUCCAUGGCUGGAGAAGUUGGGAGAGAAGAAAGUACAGCUUAGAAACUCGGCGAUAAAGUCCCCAGAAGCCGUGCACCGGCAAACAUAAUGAAACACUAAUUUUAAUACAUCAAUAAUAUAUUUCCUCUAAUACUGUACACACCAGCUUCCAUUAUUCUACAUUGCAACAACAGAAAUAAAAACAUUUAUGUUUUAAAACUUUAAUUUCUAUUCAACAUACAACAUUGAAUAACAUACAAUUUUAUGAGUAGAUAUAUUUUAUUUAUAAAUAUAAUGCGUUCUUUAGCGGAUCUUCAAUUUACUUCGAAUGGAAUGAUAUCGAGCUGAUUUCCGAUACACACUUAAUAAAAAUUACAUUUUCAACAAUGAUUAU